AUGGCUCCAGCCCGCCCCAGUGUGAAGCCUGCCCGGAAGGCCCCCAAAAAUUCCCCGACAAAGAAGUCCUCUAAGGUUGCUACAGUAAAGGGCAGCACUACCGUCGGCAGGAAGACAUCGCGUGCUGCAUCUGCUGCUCCAGCAGCAGCAGCAGCAGCACCCAAGGUGAAAAAGACCAUCAGCAAGAAACAGACGAAGCCGGCAAAGGCAAAGGGUAUUCGCAGUAGCUGUUGCAGCAGGGAGACAAAAGCUGCAGCUCCUGCUGCAGCAGGAGGAGACGGAGCAGCGGCUGCAGUAUCGCCGGCGGCGAGUACAGCAGCAGCAGCUGUUGCUGCGGUUGCUGCAGCUGUAGCACAUCACAUCAGUAAUCUGUCCCUCACUCAUAUGAGACCUCCUCCCACUGGCGCGUUGUUGCAGAAGGCGCAGCAACGCGAGGACCAGCAGCAGACUGACUGCACUUAG
Molecule: messenger RNA, 462 nt
Organism: Eimeria mitis
Lineage: Eukaryota; Apicomplexa; Conoidasida; Eucoccidiorida; Eimeriidae
Exons: 2
Coding region: 1-462 (153 amino acids)
Source: RefSeq, a predicted model, not a curated record